Molecule: messenger RNA, 1125 nt
Organism: Dracunculus medinensis (Guinea worm)
Lineage: Eukaryota; Metazoa; Nematoda; Chromadorea; Rhabditida; Dracunculidae
Source: the annotation of a GenBank genome assembly
AUGAAAUACGAGGAAUGUCGAAGAACGAACUUUAGUGAAGAUGAAGCAAUGCGAUGUUUCACCGAAAAUUUCGGAAGUUUUUACGAUGUUUGCACUGAUCAGUGCUAUAUUGAUAUGAGAUUAACAACACUUUUUCACAACAAUCAACUUGAGAAUGCCGUCUAUGGACUGUUAUUUCCUAUUCUGGUAAUAUUUGUUGUGGUUGCGAAUGCACUAAUUGUUAUCGUCUUAUCUAAGAAACAUAUGAUAACUCCCACAAAUGUCGUACUAAAGUAUAUGGCAAUAGCUGAUUUAUGCGUUGGACUUGUUCCUCUUCCAUGGACGUUUUUUUAUCAUACAUUAAAAUAUAAUUUGUAUGAGGAUCAACUGCAAUUAUGGUGGUGUUACAUGUAUAAAUAUUGUAUGGAUGCUGUUCCACCUGUAUGCCAUAAUAUCGCAAUGUGGUUAACCGUACUUUUAGCUGGUCAAAGGUAUAUAUUCGUGGAAUAUCCGAUAUUAUCGCGAAAGCUGUGCAGCGUUCACAAUGUGCGAGUAUCCACAUUAAUUAUUACAAUAGUUUCAUUACUGUGUGGCUUACCUAAAUCAUUAGAUUAUUAUUACGAUGUAUACGAAGGAUGGGCAUAUUUCCCGCACGGUGAAUUAAAGAGUUGUCUAUAUGAUUUUACAGCUUUGGUUCGAUUUAUAGGACCGAAUAAUUUUUUCAAUUUUUACUUUUGGACUCGCGUCUUGGGUUUUAUUAUUCUUCCAUCGUUACUGCUUAUUAUUUUAAAUUUUUUAUUAAUAAGAGGUUUAAGAAAGGCACAAAAAAGAAAACAAAGAUUGCUUAGAGAAAAACGAGCCAGGGAAGCUCAGAGCCAAAUCGAUGGUAGUUCAACAAGUUUAAUGCUAGUCGUUAUCGUCAGUAUUUUUUUGAUUGUAAAUUUGCCUCAGGCAAUUUUUAUUGGCCUUCUCUGUGUUUGUACUACAUUUGGCGUAUCUAUGAAACUUUUUGAAGGCAUUUUUCCAGCUGCAUUUUUGCUUGCGAAUAAUAUGCUUGUAAUGGCAACUUAUCCAGUAAAUUUUGGAAUUUACUGUUUUAUGUCAAGCAGCUUCCGGCGUACUUUUAGUAAUAUAUUUUGCAGGUAA